Messenger RNA from Acanthosepion pharaonis, 1098 nucleotides. Lineage: Eukaryota; Metazoa; Mollusca; Cephalopoda; Sepiida; Sepiidae. The record is from the annotation of a GenBank genome assembly.
AUGCUUCAAAUAUACGCACAUGUAAAUCAUUCCUUCCCUCUCUCUUUGAGGCGCAAAUACACCUCUUUUCUUUCUUUUGCUUUUCAUUCUCUUUCUUUCCUCUCAUUCUUUUCUUUCUUUCAUUUUUAUUUUCUUCAUUUUCUUUUCUUUUUCUUCUUUCUUUUCUUUUUCUUCUUUCUUUUCUUUUUCUUUUUUCUUUUCUUUUUCUUUUCUUUUCUUUUUCUUCUUUCUUUUUCGUUCUUCUUUCUUUUUUUCUUUUUCUUCUUUCUCUCCCUUUCUUUCAUAACUGCCAGCACCCUUCUCAUCUCAGUCGGUCAAUAUUGGUCUCAGUCUGUUGAUAUCUUUCCGUUGGUUUUGGUCUGUCAAUCUCGGUCUGCCAACAUCAUUUUUGGUUUGUCGAUAUCUCCCUGUUCAUGCCUCCCCUGUCGCUCGCCAUGCCUGUUUGUGCCUUCCUUGUCGCUCGCCAUGCCUGUUCGUGCCUCCCCCGUCGCUCUCCGUGCCCGUUCUUUACUCCCCGUCGCUCUCCGUGCCCGUUCCCCGUUUCGCCUCCCCGUUAGAUCCUCCCCGCCGCCGCCGCCCUGUUCGUGCCUCCCCCGUCCUUCGCCGCGCCCGUUCGUACCUCCCCGUCGCUUCGCCGCGCCCGUUCGUGCCUCCCCGUCGCUCACCACGCCCGUUAAUGCCUCCCCCGUCGCUUUCGCCGCGCCCUGCCGUGCCCGUUCGUUACCCGUGCCCCGUCGCUUCGCCGUGCCCAUUAAAUGCCCGUGCCCGUCGCUUUCGCCGUGCCCAUUAAACCUCCCCGUCGCUUCGCCGUGCCCAUUCGUGCCGUGCCGUUCGUACCUCCCCGUCGCUUCGCCGUGCCCAUUCAUACCCGUGCCCGUUCGUGCCUCCCCGUCGCUCUCUGUGCGUUCGUUGCCUCCCCGUAAGCUCGCCGUAUCCGUUCGUGCCUCCCCGUCGCUCGCCGUGCCCGUUAAAUUGCCUCCCCGUGCGCUCGCCGUGCCGUUCAUUACCUCCCCGUCGCUCUCCGUGCCCGUUCGUGCCUCCCCCGUCGCUCUCCGUGCCCGUUCGUGCCUUCCUGUCGCUCUCCGUGCAUGUUUUUAA